Messenger RNA from Balearica regulorum gibbericeps (East African grey crowned-crane), 1479 nucleotides. NCBI's taxonomy places the organism in Eukaryota, Metazoa, Chordata, Aves, Gruiformes, Gruidae. The record is from RefSeq and is a predicted model, not a curated record.
GCGUCUCCUGGCUGAAGCUGCUCUUCAGAAGCUGGAUCUGCAGACUGCUGAACAAGCUUUUGUACGUUGCAAAGAUUAUCAAGGUAUUAAAUUCGUGAAGCGUCUAGGCAACCUGCAGAGUGAGUCAAUGAAGCAAGCAGAAGUGGCAGCCUAUUUUAGCAGAUUUGAAGAAGCUGAAAGAAUGUAUCUGGAUAUGGACAGAAGAGAUCUUGCCAUUGGACUACGGAUAAAACUGGGAGAUUGGUUUCGAGUAUUGCAGCUACUGAAAACUGGCUCGGGUGAUUCAGAUGAUGCCCUUCUUGAACAAGCACACAAUGCUAUUGGAGAUUAUUUUGCAGACCGUCAGAAAUGGUUAAAUGCUGUACAGUAUUAUGUACAAGGACGAAACCAGGAACGUUUAGCUGAAUGCUACUACAUGCUAGAGGACUACCAAGGACUGGAGAAUCUAGCUAACUCACUUCCGGAGAAUAAUAAAUUGCUCCCUGAUAUAGCUUAUAUGUUUGUAAGAGUGGGGAUGUGUGAACAAGCUGUGUCAGCCUUUCUGAAAUGUAAUCGACCGAAGGAUGCGGUAGAUACCUGUGUACAUCUCAACCAGUGGAAUAAAGCGGUGGAGCUGGCUAAAAAUCACAAUAUGAAAGAGAUUGGAUCCUUGUUAGCCAGAUAUGCAAGUCAUUUACUGGAAAAGAAUAAAAUCCUUGAUGCUAUAGAACUCUAUCGUAAAGCCAACUAUUUCUUUGAAGCUGCUAAGCUCAUGUUCAAGAUUGCAGAUGAAGAGGCAAAGAAAAGGACAAAGCCUUUGCGAGUUAAAAAGCUUUAUGUAUUAGCAGCCUUACUUAUAGAACAGUGCCAUGAACAAAUGCAAAAUGCACAAAGGGGAAAAGUUAAAGGAAAAAGUUCAGAGACUGCUUCAGCUUUGGCUGGUUUGCUAGAAGAAGACGUUCUUUCUUCAACUAAUCGCUUUGCAGACAAUGCUUGGCGAGGAGCUGAGGCUUACCAUUUUUUCAUACUUGCACAAAGACAGCUCCAUAAAGGUUCUGUAGAUGUAGCACUUAAAACAGCUCUUCAUUUGCGAGAUUAUGAAGACAUUAUCCCUGCAGUUGAAAUCUAUUCCCUUUUGGCACUCUGUGCAUGUGCAAAUAGAGCAUUUGAUAUUUGUUCAAAAGCCUUUGUUAAACUAGAAUCCUUGGAAACUCUUAGGCCAGAGCAGAGGCAACAGUAUGAAGACCUUGCUCUAGAGAUAUUCACCAGACAUUGUCCAAAGUAUAAUAAAAAAUCUGAUCUGGACGACGUUCUUGAGAGUGGAGAUGGGAAACUUCCUGUAUGUGUUGCAACAGGAGACCCUAUCCUGGAGUAUCGAUUCUGGAUGUGCAGUGUAUGUAAGCACUGCAUGAAAGCCAAAGAAGCAAGCAAUUAUAACUUCUGUCCUCUGUGCCACAGUACAGCAUAGCACAGGAUAAAGGACUGUUCAUCCUAAACGUC